Messenger RNA from Effrenium voratum, 303 nucleotides. The record is from the annotation of a GenBank genome assembly. NCBI's taxonomy places the organism in Eukaryota, Dinophyceae, Suessiales, Symbiodiniaceae.
AUGGCUCGGGCGCGUCGAGUUUCCGUGAGCAAAGCCCGCAGCCAUUGGACGCCGCCAGCUUGGCUCUGCCCAGAACUUUGCGGCGAGUUGCAGCUUGAGGCUGGCAAACGCUGUAUGUUAAUCUGUGGGGGAGCAAUGUUUGCUUUUUCCAGAGCCCUAUUUCCUCCCGAGGAGGAUGAAGGAGCUGCAAUCGAAAUCAGGAAGAACGCCACGUUUCCUCAAACAUCUAAAACCGAAACAACGUCCAUGUCUUACUACAACGCCAAAGAUGGGCUAUGUUCAGGCUUGCGGGAGAAGUAUUAG